AGUGAGGUUAAGAGAAGUAGAAGGUUAGGUUAAUGUCAGUGAUAAGUGACGGUUCUUUUUGGAGGUUACAAGUUUAUUUACAACAAAGUUUUAUUUUAUAGUAGAUGAGAAAAAAUGCCAAAAAAAUUUGCCACAGAAAAUACAAAAGCUGUUGCAGCCCGCGAGCGUAAAAAAGCAGCAAAAGAUGCCGAAGUGGCGAAAAAACAACAACAAUUAGAAGAAGCCUAUUGGAAAGAUGAUGACAAAUUAAUAAAAAAGAAGCAACAGAGAAAGGAAGAACAAGACCGGAAACGAGAACAACAAUUAGCCAAAAAACAGGAAGCUAAGCAGCUCCUGGAACAGGAAAUGAGUUCUAUCAAAAAAACUGGGAAGCCUGCACCACCACCAAAGGUGACACGAUCCCAAAUCUCGGAUACUUUAGCGAAAAAAGAAACGGAAAAGAAGGAAAAAAUUGUUACACAUCUGGAUGAACCGUUAGAGGAAAAUAUCAACAGGCUGAAGAUUGAAGGAGAUGAGGCUAGGACUGUAGACGAGGCUAUUGGUAUAUUGAGCUCGAAACCUGAAGAUAUCGAUAAACACCCUGAACGUCGGAUGAAGUCUUUAUAUACCGCGUAUGAAACCAGACGCCUAGAAGAAUUGAAGGCUGAAAAUUCCACGCUUCGUUUGUCUCAAUUGAAGCAAAUGAUAUUCAAAGAAUGGCAAAAAUCGCCAGAGAAUCCACUAAAUAAACAAUAAUGUAGCAACAAAGUGAUUACUAUCGUGAAAAAGCCGAAAUAAUUUCUUACGCACUAACCUACUUAUAAUUGACGCUUACUUUAUUGUUUUACCGGUUUUAUUAGACAAAUUGUUAUUAAGUCACUGUAUUUUGUUGGUACCGUUAAUAGAUAAUUUAUGACUCAAA
Molecule: messenger RNA, 901 nt
Organism: Tribolium madens (black flour beetle)
Lineage: Eukaryota; Metazoa; Arthropoda; Insecta; Coleoptera; Tenebrionidae
Product: coiled-coil domain-containing protein 124
Exons: 3
Coding region: 115-735 (206 amino acids)
Biological process (GO): transcription by RNA polymerase II
Cellular component (GO): nucleus
Molecular function (GO): transcription coactivator activity
Source: RefSeq, a predicted model, not a curated record